GUGACAGUUCAUGUAAGUGCGGAAGUGAGGUUAUGAUAUCAAAAGAAUUCAUGGCAUUGAGCGGCAAAAUUCUUCAAAUAUCUUCUUAUACGAUUUCAGCUGUGUGGAAAGGUUUCAGUACAAUGGCUUCUAAUACUAAGAACGCACGUUUGUCCAAAGUUAUUGGAACCCAUAGUGGAGUUUUUCAUUGUGAUGAAGCCCUAGCAUGCUUCAUGCUCAAGCAGCUGCCCGAAUACUCUGAUGCCAAGAUUAUAAGGUCUCGCGAUCUCAAUAUUUUAGAGAAAUGUGAUAUAGUAGUUGAUGUAGGUGGAGAAUAUAAUCCGAAAACCCAUCAGUAUGAUCAUCACCAAAGGAGUUUCACACAUACAAUUAGCACUGUUAGACCUGAUCUGAUCAAGAAUAAAUUUGUCAAAUUGAGCUCGGCUGGUUUGAUUUAUGCCCAUUUUGGCUUGGAAGUCUUAGCGAAUCUACUAGGAACACAUAAAAUAGCUGCAACUAGUGAAUGUUUGAGGUGUCUCUAUGUUUUCAUUUACGAGGGAUUUGUUGAAGAAAUAGAUGCAAUCGAUAAUGGUGUACCGAUGUAUUCUGAGGGUAAAGCAAGUUAUAAAAUAAGUACGCACCUAAGUGCACGAGUUGGUAGACUAAACCCAAAAUGGAAUGAACCUCAAGAUGAAUCAACUGACGAGAUUUUCUUUCAAGCAGUAGAUUUGGUUGGGAAAGAGUUCACAGAAAGAGUUUUAGAGGCUGCCACAGUUUGGUGGCCUGGCAGAGAAAUUGUUAGGAAAGCCAUCGAAAAUAGACAUGAAAUCGAUCAAAGUGGUCAAAUAAUUUUAAUGGAAGAAAGAUGCCCUUGGAAGGACCAUUUGGCAGUACUAGAAGAAGAAAUGGGAAUAUCUGAAGAAAUAAAGUUUGUUAUUUUUCAUGACAGAGGAGGCUCAUGGAGGGUUCAAGCGGUUCCAAUUCAACCAGACAGUUUUGUAUGCAGGGUGUUUCUGCAUAAAGACUGGAGGGGCGUUAGAGACGAAGAAAUGAGUAAAGUGGCUGGAAUUGAAGGUUGCAUAUUUUGUCAUGCAACGGGAUUCAUUGGAGGAAACAAAACCAAACAAGGUGCUCUACAAAUGGCUCUCAAAAGUUUAUCAGCAUCUAUUUCAGAUAGGGAAUAGAUAAGUCAUUAGUACAUUUUUUCAUAUAACUGGAUUAAUUAGAAGAAACGAAAUCAGAACAAGAUGAUCCAGUCUGUAAAUGAUCGUCUUAAUUUCAAUUCAUUUCAGAUAGGGAGUAGAUCUCACUAUUUGAAUUUAAGUAUGUGUAGUGUUAGGUUAGGUUGAAAAGUGAAUAAUGUAUUUCAGAGUUCUGUGUUUCUAGUAGCAUUUCAAAUAUCAUCAGAUUGAUGACGUCUAUUGGUUAUAAGGAGGUUAAAACAAACUGCUUCUUUUGCUGGGUUGAUUGAAGCUGUAUUUUAUUUUAAAAAGAAAUUAAAUAUGAAACGAAAGUAUCAUUACCUUACAAAUCUAAUUUCUAUAAUACUGUAAACUGUAAACACUAUUUAUUUCUAAAGUAUACACAUAUGUUCUAUAAUUUAAUUUAUUAUAAGAUACAAAUAUGAUUGAAACUUUGUUUUAAACUAAUCAUUUUAUGAAUUAUAUAAUUUAAAAAGAUCAGACUACAUUGUAAUAGAAAACUAUCAUAUCAUACUUUUUGAAGGACAUACAAUACAUAUAGAGCUCAAAUCAGAUUCAAGGAUUGAAGUUAUCAAAAAUAAUAUACAAGAUUCAGAUAUUGAUGCAUUGCAUUUUUUUGAAAUAUACAGACUUCAAAAAAAUUAAAUUAUUUGAAUUCUUUUGAAAAAUGUUAGAUUGUAUGUACCUAAUAUUUCAAAAGUAAUGUAAAAAUAAUAUCAAAAGGCUGAUCUAUCCAUUCGUCACCAUUUUCAAUGAAAGUAAAUUAGAAGAGUUUGUUUUGUUUUGAAGAUAUUUCGAAUAAUAAUUUCACCACAAUAAGAGUCAGAGUCAGAAAUGCUUUAUUGUUAUAAAAGUUUUGGUGUUGUUUAAGAACUAAAAUAGUCUGAAACAUUAAAAUAAAGGUCAAGAAUUAAAACAAUAUAUUAAUAUGGCUCAAGCACACUUCAAAAAGUCUAUGGAAAAAGUCUGUGAUAAUUUUUUUUUAUAAGUUUCAAUUAUAAGUUGCGAAGUCAUCUGAAAGAAAUUCCCCAAUACUAUAAUAAGCUUUAUCUGGCAGAAGUUUUUUUACUCUUUUUCAAAACUGUUUGUAGCAGGUUAACUUUCUGAUUGAUAAAUUUGAUAGACCUGCCAAACCAAUUUCGAGCAAUUUAAAUACUUAAAUAAAAAUAUGCAUACAAAAAAACCGUUAAUAGCCCUGUAAUUAUACACAGACGUCAGUUAUAUUAACACUUUAUGAGAAAACAUAAAAAACAUACAUUAGAUAACAAAAAAUUUAAUGUAACCCAGUAUCGUUAUUGAGCUGUGCUCCGUUCAAGAAAUUUAUAAACUUUUCACUUUUAAUAACUACAUCUUUCAGAGAACUUCUUUUGAAAAUCCAUCUAGGUUUAGUUCCUUUCACUUGUUUGCAUUCUGUUACUAGGUAGAUAGGUAGGUGCAGAGUGAGUGGGUCUCUUCGACCCUCCAUUAGGAGGGUCGAAGGAUUAAUUGUGGCUAACACCUAUUCAGAAUCAACAAAUAAAUUCAGCUUUUCAACGAA
Molecule: messenger RNA, 2718 nt
Organism: Leptinotarsa decemlineata (Colorado potato beetle)
Lineage: Eukaryota; Metazoa; Arthropoda; Insecta; Coleoptera; Chrysomelidae
Product: MYG1 protein
Cellular component (GO): nucleus; cytoplasm
Source: RefSeq, a predicted model, not a curated record